GAAGUGCUAUAAAAGCUCUUGGGAACUAAUGUCCCAUCAACGUAUUCACUCUGAUGAGAAACCGUUCAGGUGCUCUCAGUGUGGAAUAGGGUUCAAGCGAUCAUCUCAACUCACUGUACACCAGCGAGUUCACACCGACAAGAGACCGUUUAAAUGUCCAGACUGUGGGAAGUGCUACAAAAGUUCUGCAGAACUGAUGUCCCAUCAACGCGUUCACACUGACGAGAGACCCUUCAGAUGCUCUCACUGUAGAACUGGCUUCAAGCACUCGUCUCAACUCACUGUCCACCAACGAAUUCACACUGGGGAGAGACCUUUUAAGUGUCCCGACUGUGGGAAGUGUUUCAACAGGGCUGAUGGACUGACAUCCCAUCGACGUGUUCACACUGACGAGAGGCCAUUCAGAUGCUCUGACUGUGGGACUGGGUUCAAGCGUUCAUCUCAACUCAUUAUCCACCAGCGAAUUCACACUGGGGAGAAACCAUUCACCUGUUCCGAGUGUGGGAAAGGAUUCACCCGGUCAUCGCACCUGCUAACUCACCAGCGAGUUCACACUGGGGAGAGGCCUUUCUCCUGCUCAGUGUGUGGGAAGACAUUCACUCAGUCGUGCCACCUGCUGACACACCAGCGGGUUCACACUGAUGAGAGACCAUUCAUCUGUACCUAUUGUGGAAAGAGUUUCAGGCAUUCAGGCAGUGUCAAUGAACACCAGCGAAUCCAUACUGGGGAGAGGCCAUUUCUCUGCUCCAAAUGUGGGAAGGGAUUCACUCAGUUAUCUCACUUGCUGACACACCAGCGGGUUCACACUGAUGACAGACCCUUCGUCUGCCCUCGCUGUGGAAGGAGUUUCAGGCAUUCCGGUAGCCUCAUUUCACACCAGCGAGUUCACACCGGGGAGCAGCCAUUCACCUGCUCUAUGUGUGGAAAAGGAUUCACACAGUCAGCAAACCUGGCGAUCCACCAGCAAGUUCACAAGUGACCACGGGUUGGAUUCUCCUGUCACUACAGCUGUUAGUCGCAUCCCGGACUGACCCAUAUUAUUUCUGAUAUUUGCAGUUUGUGUCUGCUGAUGAUGUUAAUGGUCCCUAUCACAGGCUGGUGUUUAAUAUUCUGGAUCUAUAGCUGUUUUCCUCGGGCUGCAGUUUCCUUUUUGAGAACUGCUGUCUGUCUUCUAUCCCCUUAGUUCAAGAAAUCUCGUCAACAUAUAGAUUAGAAUAAUAUUCCAUUCCAAAUCUCGACAAUUUAAUGUCUGCAAGGUGCCGUUGAUUAAAACCUUCAGUGAGAAAGUGCAGAUGAAUAUUUGUUGACAAUUCUUAGUGUUUCACACACUGGCCCCUCCAUCAUCCACCAGAAAAAAGGGACGUAGGAAUUGGGUGAGAAUCAAGAGUCUCCAAAUAUUACCUUUCAGCCUGGUACAGAUGUCCAGUCAGUUCAGGAAUGGAGACAAGUGCAAUCUACUUAGUCUGUCACUGAAGAGUGACCUUUUAAAUGUCCUAACUGAAGAAUGUGCUUUACAAGUACUGGGGAACUAAUGACCCAUCAAUGUAUUCACACCGAUGAGAGACCAUUUUAGAUGCUCUGAUUUCGGGACUGGGUUUAGGCGGUCAUCCAAACUCACUGUACACCAGCGAGUACAAGGAGGAGAGACCAGUCGUAUGCUUUUGAGUGUGGGAAAGGAUUCACUCAGUCGUCCCAGUUGCUGACACAUAAGUGGUUCACAGUGGAGAGAGACUGUAGACAUGCUCUGAGUGUGGGAAGGGUUUCAAUUGAUCAUCACAUCUGCUGAGGCACCAGGGAGAUCGCAAAUACUUCUAUUUUUUUUCUUUAUUCAUUCACGGGAUGAGGGCAUCGCUGGCCAGGCAGCAUUUGUUGCCCAUCCCUAAUUGUCCAGAGGGCAGUUUAGAGUCAAC
Messenger RNA from Rhincodon typus (whale shark), 1910 nucleotides. Its product is annotated as zinc finger protein 239-like. The coding region runs from base 29 to 979 and encodes 316 amino acids. The transcript has a single exon. Gene Ontology annotation, biological process: regulation of transcription by RNA polymerase II. Lineage: Eukaryota; Metazoa; Chordata; Chondrichthyes; Orectolobiformes; Rhincodontidae. The record is from RefSeq and is a predicted model, not a curated record. Gene Ontology annotation, molecular function: RNA polymerase II cis-regulatory region sequence-specific DNA binding; DNA-binding transcription factor activity.